This is a messenger RNA of Coccomyxa subellipsoidea C-169, 2024 nucleotides long. RefSeq lists its product as hypothetical. NCBI's taxonomy places the organism in Eukaryota, Viridiplantae, Chlorophyta, Trebouxiophyceae, Coccomyxaceae. The coding region runs from base 1 to 1338 and encodes 445 amino acids. The record is from RefSeq and is a predicted model, not a curated record. Gene Ontology annotation, cellular component: membrane. Gene Ontology annotation, molecular function: hexosyltransferase activity. The transcript has 10 exons.
AUGCGCGAGCUGCUUUCCUGCCUGCCACAUUUCUUCAGGAGGGAAGACUGCGUCUUCUUGAAGGUCACAUUUGAGGAGAUCACCUACACAGAGCAGAUGCACCACCGCCUGGGCGCUCUGCCAGCCUUUAAAAUAUACACAACGGGACGGCGGUAUACUCUGGAAGGGCAGCAGUCUUUCGAGAGCUUGGUUGCCUUCAUUUCAGCCAAGACGAUGCUGCUUGUGACUGCCGCACACUUUGGCCAGGCCGGCAGGAAUUGGUGGCUGGUAUUGUCAGCGACUGUUGUGUACAACGAUCUCAUCAAUAAUCACAAGAAAGAGAUAUUCUCCGAGUCCAAGGUCUCUCAGUCGUCAAUCACCGAAGGAAAGGAAAGCCAGCUAGACGACACCCUUCUCUUUGUGGGCAUUAUCUCUGGCAGAGGCUACAGGCACAGACGCCUGGCGGUGAGGGAUGCCUGGGCCACGGCAUGCCAGGUUCCAGGGGUGUCAGUCUGCCGCUUCAUCCUGUCGGACGACGAGGUCACAGAGCUGGUGCAGGAGGAGAUGCAGGAGCACCAGGACAUUGUGCUCGUGCACGGGGAAACAACCUACAAGUCCAUCCUGCUGAAGACCUUGUUUGUGUACGAGUAUGCUGUGCGGCACUAUGACGCGCGCUUCAUCCUCAAAACCGACGACGACGCCUUUGUGCACACGCGUGCGAUGGUGCAACAGCUGCGGCUGCUGUGCGAGAGCCCUGACUGCCGCCGGGAGCGCCUGUACAUGGGCAAGCAGUGCAGGCGGGGGAAGGUCAUAGUGACGCCCGGGCACCGCUGGAACAACGAGGAGUACUACAAUCACACCGGCCUGGAGACCUACGCUAAUUACAUGUUUGGCGGCGGCUACAUCCUCAGUUCAGAUGUGGCACAGGCGUUGGUGCACAUGCAGAGCAAGGUCAGCCUCAAGUUCACGCCGAUAGAGGACGCAACCAUCGGCUUCUGGGUCAUGGCCAUGGACCUGCGCCAGAUUGACCACCCCAAAAUGAACAGCAACUUCUGGCCGUGCUGCUUCAAGGCGCUGGAGCGGAGGCCUGGCCACAAGCAGGCGAGUGCUCCUUCAUUUUCCUUCAUUCAAGAAGUGAGUGGGUUCCAGCUGGACGAGGAGACGGAGGCGGGCAUCUGCAGCGACGACCCCUGGAUCAUCUUGCACAAGCUCGACUCCCCCUCCAAGAUGCGCUACGUCGGCGCGCGAGUCGCCGCAUGCCCCCAGAACGCAUCCGCCGCUCACAUGAUUCCAGCCAGCAUCGCCCCCUGGGUCGCCAAAAUAGGGAAUCCAGGGGCCUCGAGCGUGGACGCCACUUGACAACCGGGCGUUAUCUGCUCUUACACGCUUCUAUGCGCCUCCGAUGGGCUGACCAUGCAAAGGACCAGGAUGACGGCAGUGCUUUUGCCAAACAGAUUAUUUACUACACUGCGCAUGACGGGGCGAAUUCGAAUCCCGGGACCUGCUGUGUGGUUUGUCACACAUGCAGACAGUGAUGCCUGGCUUGCAAGCCGCUGUCCACCUAUCAAUGUCAAUGUCAAACGUCACUUCUUGUUCUGAGACACAGCAGUGCUAAUCCCAAUGGCAUGGCUGCUCAUUGAAUGUGCGUUCUUUUGUAACUUAUGUACUUUCUAAAGUAUGCUAUGUUUGCAGUUUUAUGCAAGAACUUGGCAGUGGCGUCGAGAGCCCUUUGGGGCUGCUCCGGAGGAUCCUAUCCCGGUUUGGUCAAGUCCCAAUUAACAAAUUUGGAAAUAUGUGAAUCCAAAAGAUUGUGACCAGCAAGAUGUCAUCAUUGUUGUGGCUCGCAAUUAUUUUGGAAUGGAACUUGCGCUUGAAGAUGAACUUGAAGGCAAACACUUGAGCUAGAGGCGUUUCCCAGAUUACCAUUGUUGAUGAAGCCCUUUCUUUGCCUCAAUUUAUAUCAUCUUGAGCCGGGGAGCAGAGUUGUCCUCUCACAGAGUGCAGAUCUCGGCCUGGCUCAUUCUGUAAUGUACUGAUAUCCUCCC